AUGGCUUCUGGGGGUGGUGAACUAACGAUAUUCGUUCAAAACAUUGCCGAUCUCUAUUUCUAUACGCAUCCGCUCAUGUUCGGGACGCCUAUGAUCUUUUGCGUUGUCUUCAAAAGCUUCCCAUGCACGGAUGGACCGAAGUGUCUCGUUAUUCGGGCUUUGUGCGGCCUGUUGAUCAACUUGAUCCAGCCUCCACUCGAGAUAUGCGAGUCUGCUUUCGAGAUGAAGAAGAUUUCGAGCGCUGAGUCGAUCAAAUUUACGGAAAACAAACGUCUCGUAGUCUGGUAUGGCGGCAAUCCUUCGUGCCAGGGCAGAAAAGCCUUUUCUCUCCGUCACGUUUUCGACAUCCAUGAGAUUAGGUCAAAAUCGCAUUCGAAGCUCUACAAGGCGCUGAAGAGUGGCGCUCUUCAUCUAAUGGCGAACUCAUGCAGUGGCCAUGUUCAACAUGAUGAAGAGAGCAAGUCAAUGGAAAUGAAGGGAGGCAACUCAGAGACGAAAAUCACAGGUCACACACAUGACGCCAUGCACAGGGCCUACGCUCUGUGGCCUGUGGCGUGGCAGUCUGCUGGUGAGUGA
Verticillium alfalfae VaMs.102 is the source of this 576-nucleotide messenger RNA. RefSeq lists its product with no specific name. Lineage: Eukaryota; Fungi; Ascomycota; Sordariomycetes; Glomerellales; Plectosphaerellaceae. The coding region runs from base 1 to 576 and encodes 191 amino acids. The record is from RefSeq and is a predicted model, not a curated record. The transcript has a single exon.